Siniperca chuatsi (mandarin fish) is the source of this 2353-nucleotide messenger RNA. RefSeq lists its product as uncharacterized. The record is from RefSeq and is a predicted model, not a curated record. The transcript is spliced from 19 exons. The coding region runs from base 166 to 2055 and encodes 629 amino acids. NCBI's taxonomy places the organism in Eukaryota, Metazoa, Chordata, Actinopteri, Centrarchiformes, Sinipercidae. Gene Ontology annotation, cellular component: membrane; extracellular region. Gene Ontology annotation, biological process: lipoprotein metabolic process; lipid transport. Gene Ontology annotation, molecular function: lipid binding.
UAGGCUAAUCUAACGCUUCUGACGUCCGCCUCAGUUUUUGCCAAACCGGUUUGACGUAUCUACGUAAUGAAGGGGAAAUGAAGGACUGCGUUGAACAACUUUUCGAACUUGUUUACCCAGCGUUUUUUGUUUGUUCUUUAGUUUUUUUCUGUCUCCACGCGGAGCAUGAAUAUGUUAAGAAGCGAUAAAGGCUCAACAGCCCCAACUCCAGAGGUCACAUCUAGACCCAGCAAGGAGGAUUUAGACAACCCCAUCACGCACAGCCUGAACAGUCAGGAUGCAGCAACGGCCGCAGCCGCGCAGGAAACCAACAGUGAGGUCACAAGUGAGCUUAACCCUAAGACCAAGAGGACCGGCGUGACGGGAGUUGUGCAGAAGGUCAACCCAUUCAAGUCUAUUUCACAGGCCCCCUCCACGGUCAGCAAAGCUCCUUCCUCUGAAUCACCAGAACAGGGAACAGACGCCACGCAGGUCUCUAAAGCUCCAUCUUCAGAGUCACUGGAACAGGGAAGGGUUUCAGACUCCAAUCAGACCCCUGGUAUGUUGAAAUGGGUGAUGCAGAAAGUCAACCCGUUCAAGCGUUACACACAGGUGCCAAAGAGCGAUACUGAAAAUGAUUCUGCAGAUCCACCAGAGACAGGAAAAGAACUUCAAGGCAAACAGAAUCCAGGGAUGAUUGCAGGAAUGAUGCAGAAAGUCAACCCAUUCAAAUCCUCACAGCCAAAGGAUACCCGGCCUCUGCACAGUGACCUCUCCUCCAGCAGUGGAAGCUUAGCAGAGAAUACCGACUUGCCAGAGAAGCAGAACCUCGGGAUGUUCAGAGGGAUGAUGCAGAAAGUAAACCCCUUUAGGUCUUACACACAGAUCCCAGAUAAGGAAUGCCAGACAGACUCUGCGGUUCCCAAUACAGCUUCCUCAUUCAACACGCAGGAAAACAAAACUAUUCACAGUGAGCAGUCCACCAGCUCUGGAAGCUUUGACGACAGCACCACAGAGAGACAUGAAGCAGUGGAAGUUCAGACACUAGAGCUGGCUGAAGUACCAGUGCCCAGUGAAGGAACAGUCCUGGACCCUCUAGACGAUGAGGAAGGCCUUUUAGCGUGGUGGAGAACAGUAGAGGGCUGGGAUGAGUGGAAUGAGGCAAACCAGCAUGAUGAGGCUGAAGAAGUGGUGGAACAAGUAGCUGAUCGUGUCUUCAUGGCGGCUCGUCUUUUUGUUCGCUUUUUCAACCAGCGUGGCGCCUCACUCCAGCAGCGUAUCCUGGAGCUGCUCGAUUUGGCUGAUUCAGCUGACAUUUUCCAUAAGAAAACGGUCACGGCCAGUGUCAGCGGUGGGGUGGCCAGUGUUGCAGGGUCUAUAACUACUAUCACCGGCCUCAUUCUGGCACCCUUCACAGCAGGAACGUCGCUCAUCGUCACAGCUGUAGGCAUUGGUGUAGCUACGGCAGGUGGGGUAGCAUCGGCUUCAGCCAACAUCACAGACACAGUCCAUUCAAAGACGGACCGCAAGAAGGUGGAGAAGAUGAUCCAAGACUACCAGGAAGAGAUGAACGACAUCAAGGAGUGCCUGGAGUUUUUACAGGAAGGGAUGGAGACGCUUGAGGAGUGGAACUUUGAGCAGUACGCUGAGAGCAUCUCACAGAAGCACCUCAACCAGAAUGUCAAACAUGUAAUGAAGGAGGGCGGCCGGGCCGGCAAGGCUUUAAUGAUCAACACUGAGAGCCUGGUUAGUACCGUUCAGGUCCUCGGUGUUGCAGGGGGAGCUGCUAAAGCCACGCAGGUGAUGAGUGUUACCACUGGAGUUAUGUCAGGUCUCUUCCUGGCUCUUGAUGUCUUUUUCCUGGCGAAGGAUUCCAUGGAGCUCAAAAAAGGCGCAAAGACAGAGUUUGCCAAUAAGAUCCGAGAAGUUUGUAAGGACCUGCAGGACGGGCUGCUGGAGCUGAACCGCAUCAAGGAGCAGCUGCAGAAAACCAUGGAUGGGAUAGAGGUGGAAGUAGAAGAGGAUGAAGAGCUGUUGAAGUUUGAUCUCAAGAAACUUAUCGAGCUUGAAGAAUAAAGGACAGUGGUUAGAAAACAAAACCCUCACUGUCUUAAUCCUAACACCCCCAAAAAAGUUUGUGUCAAUUCAAAAAUAUAGUUUCAGCAGAAAUGGCAUUGUAGUUUUGGUAGAUAGGAAUUUUUACAAUCACUCAAUUAUUACUGAAUAGCUGUUUUGUAGUAAUAUAUUUAAAUAAAUAUUUUAAAGUAGUAAUUUUAAUUAUGUGUUAAACCAAAAUCUGCCGUAUUGUCACUAUGCUUGUGUCAUUUGUUAAAUGAAUGUCAGUGUCUUUGCAAUAAAAGUGGUUUCCUAUUUA